Molecule: messenger RNA, 1125 nt
Organism: Cordyceps fumosorosea ARSEF 2679
Lineage: Eukaryota; Fungi; Ascomycota; Sordariomycetes; Hypocreales; Cordycipitaceae
Product: Fatty acid hydroxylase
Exons: 1
Coding region: 1-1125 (374 amino acids)
Biological process (GO): lipid biosynthetic process
Molecular function (GO): oxidoreductase activity; iron ion binding
Source: RefSeq, a predicted model, not a curated record
AUGGUCAACGCUACCUCGGCCAGCCUCUCAUCCUCAUCCUCUGGCAUCAUGGCCAACAACGCCACCCUCUUCGACACGGCGCUACCACCGCUGCCCGCCUACGACCUACAGCCCCGGCCGGACCUCUUUUCGUGGUGCCCCGACUUUUGGCUGUCCCUCGUGCUGCCUGUCGUCGUCUACUGGGCCAUGAGCCUCUUCUUCCACGUUAUCGACACACUCGACCUCUUCCCGCAGUACCGCCUACACACGCCCGAGGAGAUUACGCGUCGCAACCAUGCGUCCCGCUAUGAGGUCGCCCGCGACGUCGUCAUCCAGCAGGUCAUCCAGGUCGUCACCGGCGCCGCCCUCCAGCUUGCCGACCCCCCCGAGUACAUCGGCAAGGCCGACUACGAUGUCGCCGUCUGGGCCACGCGCGUCCGCCUCGCCCAGCGCGCUGUCCCCGGCCUGCUCGGCCUUGUCGGCCUCAACGCCACCGCCAUCUCCAAGACCAUGGCCGCCGCCCACCACCCCUUACUCGCUGGCGCCCUCGCCGGCGGCUACUACCCCUUCCUCAAGACCGAAGCUGACGUUCCCGUCUUCGCCUCUUGGGAGCUCACUGUCGCCAACGCCAUCUACCACGUCCUAGUGCCCGCCCUCCAGUUCUUCGUCGCCGUCUUCAUCCUCGACACCUGGCAGUACUUCCUCCACCGCCUCAUGCAUAUGAACCGCUGGCUCUACACCACCUUCCACUCGCGACACCACCGCCUCUACGUCCCCUACGCCUACGGCGCCCUCUACAACCACCCCUUUGAGGGCUUCCUCCUCGACACUCUCGGCGCCGGCAUCGCCUUCAAGAUCACCGGCAUGACUGCUAUCCAGGGCACCUGCUUCUUCACCUUCUCCACCAUGAAGACCAUCGACGACCACUGCGGCUACGCCUUCCCCUGGGACCCCCUCCAGCUCAUCACCAAUAACAACGCCGCCUACCACGACAUCCACCACCAGACCUGGGGCAUCAAGACAAACUUUUCUCAGCCCUUCUUCACCUUUUGGGACGGGAUUCUGAGCACAAAGUACAAGGGUGCCCGCGCCGACCGCCUCGCCGACAAGAAACGCACCGCUGAAAAGACGGCGGUGGCGAAGUAA